This is a messenger RNA of Hypomesus transpacificus, 1718 nucleotides long. Its product is annotated as attractin-like protein 1. The transcript has 3 exons. The record is from RefSeq and is a predicted model, not a curated record. NCBI's taxonomy places the organism in Eukaryota, Metazoa, Chordata, Actinopteri, Osmeriformes, Osmeridae. Bases 3 to 344 code for a protein of 113 amino acids.
UCAUGCAGGAGCGGCAGCAGAUGGCCAGCCGGCCGUUCUCCUCGGUGGCCGUGGCGCUGGAGGUGGGUGGGGACCAGGAGGACCUUCUGCUGGGACAGGUGGAGGUCAUGCCCAAGCCCAUCGCCGUGGAACCCUGCUGGGGAAGCAAAGCUGGCGUUCUGACCGUCCUCCUGUGUUUACCCAGAGUUCCAUCGGGUAUACCGCCUCCAGGACAGUCUGGCUUAGCUAUAGCCAGUGCUCUGGUGGACACCUCGCAGCAGAGACCAGGAGACAUCAAAGACAGGCACCUGGGCCUCAAGAUCCGCAAACCACACACAGUGCAUCACCAGGGGACCUGCGUUUAAACCGCCUGACCGCAAGCACGCCACGCCUGUCAGACCCAACUCUGGGGUCGCUUCUCUACGCGAACACACUCUGAACUCUUGUGUAGAUAACUUCCAGAAACUUCUUAUCCAUCGUUUGUGGAUGUGGUUGAGGUGCGGUUUAAGUGACCUGUGCCUCUUCACCUCAUGCUGGGAUGGAGUUCAUCUCAGAGAGACUCUUCUCUGAUAGGCCUGAAAUUAGACAAGUCCCGCCCAGGUUGACGAGGCUUUGUCGUCAUAGGUCCCUCCGGUCCCAGAAUAGAACCACUCCACAGGAAAUGCAGGAGCAGAUUUCCGUUGGCUCUGUGGGAAGAUGCAUCAUGGACUUGAGUGUGAACUGUAGCAUUCUGGACUGAGAAGAAGUGGACGGCCAACCUCCCCUUUUCAUAUCAGAUACGUUAAGAAUACAAAAUGGCUCCUCUAUGUUUUCGUUUUUUUGAUGUGGCUUGGAGAAUGAAAUGCCUGUGAUCCUCCUCGCUCCAUACACUGAGCCUGAAUAAGCCUGGCAGUUCUACAAGUUCUGCUCAGGGUUCUGUAGGAAAAGGGUACUAUGUUCUAAAGCUGGGUUCCAUAUUCAUGUCUGUGUGCGCUGAUAGAAAUACAAAACAGGAAUAUAACUGCUACAUCAAUGUUUUUAACUUCAGGUAUUUGUAAUACCAAUAUAAAGCUUUUUCAUACCAGCAACAUAUCCGCGUCAUAUCACCAGAUCUGUGAAGAUGUUUUAACAUAUGCUUCGUUUUUUCUGCAAAAAACUGUGUCAGUAAACAUAUCAUUGCGCAUGUGUUUAUUUAAGAUUCAUGAAUUUAUUUUCAAUUGCAUUUUGUAUCCUGUUUAAUUUUGCUGUUGUGUGUUGUAAAACUGUAAUAUUGACAAGGGCAUAUAGGUUCAAAAAUACACCUAACUUCUGUGGCUUUUCAAACUCCCACUUCUUUUUGUGCAGUGUGUUUAUUAAGCCAACACCAGAUCCUCCAUCUCACCUGUACAAUAUGUGCACUGUAUCACUCAAGGGGUUAUUGCUAUUUUGUUUUUACCGUUGCAAAAAAUGUUGAAUGUUUGUUUACAUGUUUAGAUGAGUAGGCGUCCUUUGUUAAAAUGUUUGUUCUAAGCAUUCUACAGUAUAUGUUCAUAAUAAUUUAGUUAUUUCCUGGCAUGAGUGCAGAUGUAUAAAUGCCACACUUUAACUUGUGAAUACAGUCAGAAAUGUAUAAAUGUAAAGUAAACGAAUGAAUUCCAUGUAAUGUAUUUUACACAGAUUUGUUGAACUUUGUAUUCAGAAAGGCAGCUCACAACUGUUAUGUGCAUAUGCGCACAAAUAUGCAAAGUUAUUAAACAUUUUGAUGCUUCUUCAUACUGUCA